AGAUCUCAAACUCCAAAGCACCAACCUGCCACUGUGAGUUCCAGUCAUUGCCAGAAGAUGAGCUGGCAUUGAAGUCAGAAUGAAGAUGAAUCUCUGAUGAGUAUUUAUGUCCUUGAACGCUGCACAGGGUUUCUCACAUCUGUAGAGUCUUUUGUCAAAGUGAGUAAUUCAAGUUUAAAUUCUGUUGAGAUAGUUGAAAAAAAAAAACUUUUUGUCUAAUCCAACAAGGACACGUAAACUUUUAGUUAUUACAGAGUUCAUGAAUCAUCCCUUUUUCAUAACUUACGCACUAUUACAGGCUGUUUUUGUGUGACCUGGAAACAGUACAGCACUUUCUUUAUACCAUAAUUGGGUUGUAUGAUGUUUUGUAGUUGUCCCACUUAUUCCACCUUCUUGAACUGCACAGCUGAGAAACUGUCAACCAACCUUCCUCUCAAGAUGCAGCUGAAUAAAGAAAGAGACUUCUGUAACCUGCAGCUGAAUACAAAUGUCUGCCCUCUGACCUGCGGACCGAGCCCUCUCAGCAUCGGUCGUACGUGCCACGACGUGUUCACUGUCAUCACGUAAAGUCUGCGAGAGCCCGAGGCGGGGAGACUGCAGGAGAUGUUUCUGUGACAUCAUGUGGGAGAAUAUUAUUUCUGGCCCACAUGAUCGAAGUAACGUUUUAUUGAAGUAGUUUUUUUACACAUUCAUAUUAAGUUAUUUUUAUUUACAGUCAGCAAUAGGAAGAACUAUUCAUGACCUCCAGGUUAAAAGCAUUCCAGUGUAUCUCAAGGACGUUAUAACUACACCUGGACAGAGUCAGUGGUGCACUAAAGACUUUUGCCCGACCGAGCCAGCUGACUUCCCGAUCAGCGUUAACAUGAAUGGGGAUAAAAUAAUUUGAUCGUGUGUCUCAUCGAGACUUUCCAAAUGUUAUUGGCUCAAAUUCUGACAGUGAAACGAGUCGUUCUGCAGAGGAUGUGAGGCUCAGAAGAAUCAAUCCACUGUUUUACAGGUCCUGCUUUCACAACGUUGGCUCAUAUGGAACAAAUCUUUUUGGGCUGCAGUGUAAUUACACUGUCUGACCACUGUGAAAACUGUCUUCAAAGCCCGGUGCUCCCCCUGUGGACCUGGUGUAUCUGCUCAAGAAAACAUGGACGCCAGCAGAAAACCUAUAUGCAAAUGUGUGAACUUCACAAGCAACCACAGCAGCUGAUUUAACAGAUGACUUGGCACACUUGGAGGCAUCAGGCUCGUACUGCAUGCUGGCAAAGACUUCUAUCACACACAAAUGAAGAUAACUGCUGUUUUGUUUGGAAGGGUAAUUGCAAAAAAGUUCAGUCUGCAUCUGGAAAUAGAAAGCUGUUCCCACGGACGAUAUGUGGUUGAUAGAAAUGUCAAAUAUACUGCAUCUGGAGAUUGUAUGAUGCCAACAGGGGAGAUCUGUUUUAUUAGAUCUCUGACCCUGAACUAAAAUCACUAUGUGCUGUGUCAUUGUGAAGCACCUCGCUGUACUUUCUGCUCUUCAUGCAUUUUGUAUCUUUCCCUUUUUCUUUUUGUUGAAAAGGAAGAAACUUCUGUGUAUUUCAGACGUUUCAUGACCGUGGUUAUUAUCAUUGAACCCUUCCAGGUGAGCUGGAUUUCGCCCUCUCUCCUCGUCUAUUACUUUUACAUCUGUUCCCAAAAUGAUGAACAAAUAUUACCAAACAAAAAGAAGAAUCAGAGACGUGCAGUGAAGCCUGCAGGACUCGGGUCAUUUGGAAGCAGCCUAAGUAAAUAUCAGUUCAGACGUCGACCAAGGCUGGAGCGCUAUGAAGUUAUUUCACACCAGAAACUUCAGGCUGCAGAUUAAGACAACAAGCUUUUGGAUAUGAUUGAACUAAUGAAGUUUCUUUUCUUAAUCCGUGUGCUCCAGUGCUCCUUGGAAUAUAUUUCUGACAAUUAGUUGCUGUACUCUGAGAGCACAGAGCGCCUGUCAGCUCCCUGUGAAAUGUCUUCCUUCAUUUACCAAGAUAUGUGUUAGUUUCACAGGAAACACAGCUCCAGGACAUUAUAGUCUAAAAAGAGAUCUGAACUUCUGUACUUUUUGGAGCAAAGGUCGCCCACAGCAGAUGUAAUGUCAGGAGGGUUUGGCUUGAUUGUCACCCAGGAGAAAUGUCAGAGUCAAACAUCACAUACGUUUGUUUCCUUUAGGAAGCAACAGUGUCCGCAGCAUAUUUUAAUGACAGCCUGUUAAAGUCUUGUUUUUUUAAAGUCUGAUGGCCAGUCAGUCAUUCCAAAGCUGUGGUUCAGCAAAAACACGGGAGUUGAAAUAGUCCAAUGAUUUAAUGAGCACAAUUCGAAUGUACAGAGGCUUUACCUGAAGUAGAGAUGGGCAACGAUGAAAACAGAUUCAGACAGUCCGCAAAACAACAAGCAAGGUCCGAGUCAAGAGAGAACAUACUGAGAAUAAACAUGAGGAAAGAGAACACACACAGAAAUACACCAGAGUUUGGAGGAUAACGAAGGCCAGAAGAGAAGAUAAUAAAACAUGAAACAACAGAAGAAACAAUGAGAACAUAAGGGGGCAGAGCGGAACAUGACAGAUCCGAGUUACACCACCAGACGUUUCUUUUUUCCAGAAAGAAGUUUGGAUUUUCUGCAGUUUCAUCCCUGGAGUCGGAGUCCUGGUUCAGAGACGCUGUCGCUGCAGAGAAACCAGCUUCAGAAACUGAGAGCCAACACCUUCUAUAAGUACCAGAGCCUACAGAAACUAUAUCUCCAGCACAACAGAAUUCGAGAUGUGAGUCCCGACGCGUUCAGAGGGCUGUAUAAUUUAACAAGGCUAUAUCUGAGCUACAACAAGAUAUCCAUCCUGAUGCCGGGGGUGUUUCGGGACCUGCACAAGCUGGAGUGGCUAAUCCUGGAAAACAACAACAUCCAUCAGAUCUCCUCGAUGACCUUCUCAGGACUGAACUCGCUUGUUCUAUUGGUUUUGCUGAACAACUCUUUGACGAAGCUGGAUGACAUCUGUCGGGAAAUGCCGAGAUUGAACUGGCUGGAUUUGGAGGGAAAUCUCAUUGAAACGAUUGGAAAUCUCUCGUUGCACUCGUGCAGCAUGUUGACAGUUCUGGUUUUACAGCGGAACAGGAUCAGCCAUAUACAUGAGCAGGCCUUCUGGGUGCUGCCGAAGCUGGGAGAAUUGGAUCUAUCCAACAACCGGCUGGUGGAGAUCCCUCCCAAUCUCUUCGUCUUACUGGGGGAUUUGCUCCAACUGAAUAUAUCAUAUAAUCCUAUAAUGGAGCUCCGUGUUGACCACUUUGACAAACUCCAUAAACUCAAGUCAUUGAGCAUAGAGGGAAUAGAAAUUGAAAACAUACAACGGAGGAUGUUCGAACCUCUCAAAUACUUGACUCAUAUCUACUUCAAGAAAUUCCAGUACUGCGGCUACGCUCCUCAUGUGCGCAGCUGCAAGCCCAACACCGAUGGCAUCUCGUCCUUCGAGGACCUUCUGGCCAACAUCGUGCUGAGGGUCUUCGUCUGGGUCGUCUCGGCCACCACCUGCUUCGGCAACAUCUUCGUCAUCUGCAUGCGCUCAUACAUCCGAUCGGAGAACAAACUCCACGCCAUGUGCAUCAUCUCCCUCUGCUGUGCAGACGGGCUGAUGGGAAUCUACCUUUUUAUGAUCGGCGCGUAUGAUCUGAAGUUCCGCGGCGAGUACAACCGGCACGCACAAGCCUGGAUGGACAGCAGUCAGUGUCAGGUCAUCGGUUCCUUGGCCAUGCUGUCCACUGAGGUGUCGGUGCUUCUGCUCACUUACCUCACCCUGGAGAAAUACAUCUGUAUCGUCUAUCCUUUCCGCUACUUGACACCCGGAUGGCGACGAACUGUCAGCAUCCUCCUCGGGAUCUGGGUGUUCGGCUUCAUUGUCGCCUUCCUGCCGCUGGUCUGCAAGGGGCUGUUUCGCAACUUCUAUGGAACCAAUGGAGUUUGCUUCCCGCUGCACUCUGAGCAGCCGGAGACGCUUUGGGCUCAUGUUUACUCCAUCGUCAUUUUUCUGGGUCUGAACCUGGUGGCGUUCCUCAUCAUUGUCUUGUCCUACGCGAGCAUGUUCUACAACAUCCAGAGAACAGGGACUCAGACCACUAAAUACAGCAACCACAUCAAGAAAGAGGUGACCAUCGCCAAAAGGUUCUUCUCUAUCGUCAUCACCGACUCCCUCUGCUGGAUCCCCAUUUUCAUCCUGAAGAUCCUUUCACUGCUGCAGGUGGAGAUUCCCGGCACCAUCAGCUCCUGGGUGGUCAUAUUUAUUCUUCCCAUCAACAGCGCCCUGAACCCCAUCCUCUACACGCUGACCACGCGGCCUUUCAAAGAGACCAUUCUGCAGGUAUGGGCGAACUACAGACAGAAGAGACCUCUGCUCAGCGGACACGCCGCUCAUCAUCCGUCGCUCACCUGGCAGGAAAUGUGGCCGCUGCCAGAGAACAGCCCCGGCCUCACCACGGGGGAUCCGCUGGAGAAGUCAGGCACGCUCACCAAGCUCACCCCCGUGGAAAACGCCAACGAUGGAUACAAUGACAUCACGGCGUGCACGCAGCAGCAACAGAAGCAGCACAUGGUGCUGUCAGUGUGCCCACAGAAGCAAACAGUACCUCACACACUCACACACACACACUUAUUCUCAGAGAAAAAUGAACUGAUCUAGGUCAUCUGGAUCAACACACAUCUGUGUGAGUCACCUCAACAGAUUACAGCGGCUGCAGCCAGUAUCAGCGAGCACGGGGCUGUGGUUGGUAGUGGGACGUGAUCCAUCAUCAUCACAACCAGACUGCCGGUCCAGAACAAAGAACUUCAUUAGCCUGGAUAGAAGCAGGAAGAGCGAUAGCUGUCACUCAAACAUAAAACUUCACUGCUGCACUUUCCCUCUUCUCCGGUCAACCACACACACACACACACACACACACUCUGCCCUCUUCUUAAAGGAGCCACGUUACUCUUGUCAACCCUAUAAAGCCAAGCAUGGAGGACGAAGUAUGAUUCUGAUACAGUCAUACAUCAUUGUUCCAUUUUAGCAACACCUGACGUGUUUUUUAAUUUUGAAGUUGUUCUUGUUGUGAAGUUGUUGACAUCCAGUGACUAAAUGUUCCAUCUCUCCUCCUCCAUCGCAUUCACUGACAACACAACAGUGUCUUGCAAAGCAACUUUCUCGCUCUUUCUGCAGGAUGAUUAUCAAAGUCAGACUCCCUGUAAACAGACACGGUCGCUGCAGAGGCGUCGAGCGCGUCCGGCCUGUUACUGUACAUCUCAUCUCAUUUUCACAUUUUUAUCUACAAACUGGUGACAACCAGGACUCCUGACUGCUGAUGAACCACAGAGGACACCACGUGACAACAACUGUCACAAUUCUUACAUGGACAUAAACAAAACAAAAUUUAAAGUCAUCAAGCUGUUUUUAAGGAAAAGAGAUACUUUUUUACAAGCCCUGUAGAUGUGUAAUAAUGUAAAAAAAAAAAGAUAUACAAAUGUUAUUAAUAUGACAUUUAAGUUAUUUGUUUAAAAAAAUAUUAGAAAUGACUCAGAAAAAUACGAAAUAUGAUAAAAAUGCCACUGAAGGUUGGGCUUUAAAUGUGAUUCAGGUUCAUUCAUCUCAGCAGUGAAGAGAGUUUAACUCCAAAAAACACUUUUUGGGAAAUAUUGAAUGUAAUGUCUGAGAUAUUUCCAGUAUGUUAUACAAAGAAUGUACUCACUCUUGGCAGGUACAAACAGGAAGCUGGGCGAGCGGGUCGCAGCCACACAGGUAGCGAGUUUAAAUAGUUUUUUUAUACACGCUGUCGAGACGUUCCCCAGCGGGUCUGAGGGUUCCAGCCUCGCUUCAACAUCCACUGCAUAUUUUUACACCGAGACCUCAGCCUGUACAGACAUUUUGACAUUUGAGACAUUUGUACAGUGAUCAUAAACUCUUCUGUGCACACGUUGUCCAAUGAAUUAUUAAUUCCUGUGGAAAUGGACUUUCUCAGACAUUGUAAAUGUAUGAAUGUAUAGCAAACACAGAGCUGUGUAAUUUAUUUGAACAAUGAAUUGUGACUUCAUCGUAUGUGUUUAUUUGUGUUUAUGUUUCUAUACUUGCUGAAGAGACGCCAGCAGUUUGCUUGAGAUAUAUUCAUUAUAUCUGCAGGCUAACAAUUGAUAGUGUUCUGGGAUUUGUUUUUUGUUUGUUUUUUUAAAUGUGUUGUCAUUGAAUCUGUUGUAUUGACUUGUGUACAGAGGUUUUUCUUGACUGAAAUGUGGAAAAUAAAUACUGUAUGCCUCUUG
Molecule: messenger RNA, 6273 nt
Organism: Acanthopagrus latus (yellowfin seabream)
Lineage: Eukaryota; Metazoa; Chordata; Actinopteri; Spariformes; Sparidae
Product: relaxin receptor 1-like
Exons: 16
Coding region: 2561-4666 (701 amino acids)
Biological process (GO): G protein-coupled receptor signaling pathway
Cellular component (GO): membrane
Molecular function (GO): protein binding; G protein-coupled receptor activity; protein-hormone receptor activity
Source: RefSeq, a predicted model, not a curated record